CCCGAGGUACGCCACGGAUUACUGGUCCGAUUAGCAACGGCUCGAUGCUUUGCCCCGGUACGUUGUUCUCUUUUCAUUUUAUUUUUACAAACGUGGUUGACCUUCGUUGCUAAGACUAAAUCCGAUUACGAUGUUAAUUAUGCAAUCCCGUCUCUAGAGUCGAUGCCUAGUACGUCUGCACCUAGCUUGGCAUCAGUUGGCACUUAAUUUGGCAUCACAUUCGAGACCUCUUUAUGCAGCGCCGUCAGACGAAGCCAUAAAAUCAGACAACCGAAGCUGUAACGGGGUUCAUAUUAACAAUUACUUUCCACACAACCUUGUAGUAACCUCGUGUCAACGAACCUGUGCAUAGUCUUUUUUUUGUCUUUAGCUUAUAGUACUCGACACCAACCGUACGGGGCACGCAAACCUAAAAUGUUUAUUUUCUCACGUACAGUUCGAUAAUUGCAUGCCAUAAGGCGGAUCAUUCAGCCCCCGCCUCCCGUGUCGCUCUGCUGAGGGCGACACCGGAGGCGCCCCCCAAACCCUAAAAAACAGCCGCCUCUCCCCAUCUGCCCAUGCCGCCGCCGUCGGCUCCGUCGCCGACGGCGGUGGGCCCUGCUGCCGGUUACUUCUAGCGUCGUCUUCCUUGCUCUCUCAUGGUUCGCGGUGGUCGGUGGAGUCCUCCUGCACGGCCCGUCCCAAGCUCGGAUCUUGCCGUCGAUCGGUCGGUCACUGCGCGGGCUGGGUCCUCUUCGUGGAUCCGGCGCUGUCCAGGCUGGAUCCAGCGCUUGCCGGCGUCGGACGGCCAGAUCCGUCCAUACGGAUUCGGGGCUUGGCGGCUUGGCCUGUCGGGCGAGCUGGCGGCAGGGCAAGCUCAGCCUGCUCUGGUACGCGGCUUCUGCUCGCGGCUGGCCCUAGGCACGUUGCGGCCUGGAUUGGGAACGAGGUGCUCGGAUCUGGCGCUUCACUGCGCGGGGACUGCCGGAUCCGGCGCUUCUUGGAGGCUUGGGCAAGCGGCGGCGGCUUCUGCAACUUCUUCCGCAUUCCGAUUUUCUUGGCUGGCUUUUGCCCGCCGUAGUCCGGUUCAAAAAAACUGCAUGCCAGAAGAUGCACCCAGCUGAUUCACUCAACCACCCAUGCAACGGAUGUCGGCUUCGCGUGGUCCAUGUUAGACACUAUUCUUUUUACAGACGGUUUAUAUUGUUCCUUACGGUUUAAAUGUGUAUGUCACUAAAUCUAACAUGCAAGGCUACGCAUCUCACCUCAAUAUAUAUAGCUUAUAGACGCUUUAGAUAGCACGGCCACAUGUGCUCAGGAGUAGACCGUUGCACUUUGGCAUUUCAGUUUUUAGGAAAGGGAGUAAGCCUGCAACUUGGUUGGGAGUGGAUGUACAAUCCAACAUCUGUGUUCAAUUUCUCACGGAUGCAAAUUUAGUUUUUAUUUAUGUUGCAGGAAUCUUCCUUAUAGUUUUUUUUUUCAAAAAAUAUAUUCAGUUUUUAGGGUGCAUGUCAAUAUUUUUAGCAAAGCUUCGGUGCUGCUUUCUGUUGUUACUACUGGCGGUUAACGAAUAGGUUGUGAUUGCUCAUCCAUUUUUUGCAAGUGCUUUGGCGGCUUUUCAUUUCGUUCUUGCGUGCAUACAAGCGUCCGAGCUGGCGCUGAUAUGGAGACUCUCUCAGGACAAUGCUCAUCUCAGCUGUACCUUAAACAUGCAUCUCAAAAACGUCGCCUUGGCAAAGAAAAAAAAAACUGAUAUGGAAAAAUGUUGAACUCCCUCCAAUCCAUAAUAAUUGUCUCACAUUUUGUACUAACUUAGUACAUAGUGGCAUGUACAUAGUUGUACUAAAUCGGAGACACUUAUUAUGAAUUGGAUGAGUAUCUUAUGCAAUAUAUACAAAAGCAAAGAACCCAACAAAAAACUAUGUUUUCUCUCACACAAAUAUAUCACGGAGCAAAUAAUAUUCCAUCCUUUUCAGUUUGUAAAGCUUGUCCCAAAACUCAAGUCGGUUCCAAAAUGUGAAAUCAACCAAUGUGACAUCUGUGCAUAUAUGCUUUACAAUUGAUUAUCUAGUACCUAACUAGCAUUCUUUGUUAAUGUAAAUAAGGAGAUAUGGCUUACUCCUCCUUGAGAGGUGAAAUGUCCUUGUUAGCGUGACAAUUUGAAAGAGAGGGAGUAAAAUAUAAAUUUGUGUUUUCUCAAAAAGGAGGCACCCGGCUUGCAUCGAAGCGAUGCACACAACGAUUUUAUUGUAGAAUUAUAUCAUUUCAGUACACAAAUCACGCAUCACACAAAAUGGAUACAAAAGUAAAAUACAAAUGUCCAAGUUGUGUCUUACUCAUGUGGAAUGUGUAAUAUAUAAUCUGAAAAAUAAAUGCGUUGGGACCGAAUCGGUCGUGGGAAGUGAAGAGACAUUAUGGAGAGUGAUGCAAGCAUUAAGUGAACGAUACAUAUGUGUGAACAAACUAGGACCGGUAUAUUCGUUGAGAGGUGAAAUGCCCUUGUUCGCGUGGCAAUUCAUGUAUUCGUUUUUAUUCAACCAUUUUGACGUCAGCACCCUUGCGGUCGUGCUCAUCUUGCCCCUUGUGAUAUAUUUGCUAGAGAUACAAUACGGUUGGAAUUAGAGAUAAGAUAUGAUUAGUUUAAAUGAGAUUACUUGUUUUGUACUUCAAAUCUAUCUUUCCCUUUGUACAUCUACCCUGACUUCAAGCUGAGCGACUUCACGCCCAGCUACGAGCUACCUUCACUUUGUUGAGUAGAUAUACGAGAAGAAAACACAUCCAUCCACAUGCAGGCCGGUGUGGAGACACCUCGUCACCACAAGGGAUGUCUGCUGAUACGCCAUCGCCGACGCUACAUAGCCGAAGGCGUUCAUCAACGUGGUCUCCAUGAGAAUCAUCGUCAACCAGCCGCCGCCACUUCGUCCACACGGAUGGACAUCUCCCGCGUCCUCUGACAGUUCAACUGCAAGACGCAUCAGCGACGACGACAUCCCCGCGUUUUCGACGGCAACGACUGCAUCGACAUUGGCAUCGCUAUUUGUGAUGACCCCCUACCGGCGCGCACAGUCCCGGCAAAACCGUUGUGUCCGAUGAUUUCUUCCAGUUCUGGUAAAACUGACGGUCUCAUCUCGGACGCGUCCUCUGACAUCUGCAUGACGCCUCCUCUUGACGACACCCUCUGACAUUUGCAAGGUGCAUCGUCCAUGAUCGCAGCUCCGACUCUACGUCAUAGCGCAUUUUUUUUGCGGUUCCGGCUAUGUGCGGCUACAUUCAUACGACGACUACUACUUCGACCACGACUAUCUCGACCACGGCUAUAUCAUGAUCGUUAUCUCGACAUCGACAUCAAGGGCUACGACGUCUACAGCUACUCAUCGGCAACAAUUGCAGUCAAAGCGUCUGCGUCGUCACUAGCGUCCUCGACAAUCCCGCUAUGACUGCAGGAGGGAAUAGAGGAGAGACAGGGGACGACACUAGAACAGGAUGCAGUCACCGCCGUAGGUGACAGACCAGUCAAUCAGAGACGUAGUUGAUGAUGGCGAAGCAGAGAAGACGAUGGAAGCGCAAGACUUCAAAUCUAGUCUCAAUCGUCUGCUUCGCUCUCGCGACGACCGAGGGGGAAUGUUAGAAAUACAAUAUUGUUGGGAUUAGAGAUAAGAUAUGAUUAGUUUAAAUGAGAUUACUUGUCUUGUACUCCAAAUCUAUCUUCUCCCUUUGUACCUUUAUAUUCAGAUCUUUUACGGUACCUCAGAAUUAAUUUGGACCGUUCAUUUUUUAGAUCUAAGAACUCAGAUUUGCUAAUACUUCCUAAUACUCCAAUUAAGUUGUGUGGAAUGAUAGGAUGGAGUAUCGAAAAAGAGUAAUCUCUCACGUGUCCGAAAAUUCACACGGAGGCUCAGGACGGGGCGGCGGCACGCUGGAGGACGGCGGCGACGGCCGCUGCGAAGACGGUGGCAGACCGCGACGGCGCGCGCGGAGGGUGGUGGCGCGCAGCGAGCACUGCGACGGCGAGCUGCGCGGAGGGCGGCGGUGGCGCAGGAGCAGGUCGGCGCCGGCGCGUGGCGCGAAGGGCAGCGGCGGUCGCUGCGAGGACCUCGGCGGCGAGCCGCGCGGUGGGCGGCGGCGACGCGCGAGGAGGGCGACGGCGGCGCGCGGCGUGAAGGACAGCGGCAGGCAUGGCGAGCGACGGUGAGGACGGCGGCGGCGCGCGAGGACGGCGACGGCGGCGUGCGGCGCUAAGGACAGCCGCAGGCAUGGCAAGCGACGGUGAGGAUGGGGGCGGCGUCCGCGGCGAGGACCGUGCCGGCGAGCCGCGCGGUGGGGCGGCGACGGCGCGCGAGGAGGGCGACGCGGCAUGCGGCGCGAAGUACAGCGGCGGCCAUGGCGAGCGGCGCUGAGGACGGGGGCGGCGCGCGGCGCGAAGGACAUCGGCGGCCAUGGCAGUGCGGCCGGCGCUGGAGGGCGACGGGACCGGGAGAAGAAGAAGAGAGAGAAAGUUUUUUUUAUGUGAAAGGACUAUAAUGCCCAUGCCUGAUACUCCAUUUAGGCCCGGUGGAGUAAUGGGUACCGCAGAAAAUAGUUUAUACACGGUGUACCUCAUGAGGGUCAGAUUGAUAGAACAACCGAAAUUAGGUUUCAAUCUCAUUGUUUCACAAUAUUGAGUUUUUAAAUCUUAAGCAAGCAAAGUGUCAUUCAAGAUUCAUGGACACGAAGCAAAUUAGUGUAUGAUUUUGCUUUCAGCGAGAUCGCUUCCUGCCCACACUGGCCGAUGUAGUACUCCGUACAUGGUGAUCGCGAUAAAAAAUGAAAUUUUUUUUUGAGAAUCCGAUAAAAAUUGAUUUGUCCGAAAGAUCUGUAAUCGUUUGAAAAUGGCCGUCGACGACAAAUCUCGGGCAAUAGUCAUUCAAUGCCGAUACCCAAUUCCCCAAAAAGAGGAAGAAGAAAAAGGCAGCAUUUUCUAAGCGGGUUUACUUAAUUAAGUGUUCGUUGUCUUCUAGGACAGUGAGCUGAGGUGAGAAUCGAAGUUGGAUCUUAGGCCGCACAACGCUGGCGAGCAGGAGCGCUAGCCUAUCAUUCGAAAUGAAAUCGAUGCCGCAACUGGAGCUGGAGACGGGCGUCGAUGGCGCCGCGCCGCCGCGGAGGGAGAGGACUGAAGGCCACUGGCCGCACCACGGCGCCAAAGAGCCGGCACCGGCGGCGUUCAUGACACAGAUGGUGAAGAAAAGGCUGGACCGCAGCAGGAGGCAAUGGGGAUGCGCGGUCAACGCCUUGCUCGUCACCUUCAUCAUCGUCGCCUUGCCGGCAAUGGCCAUCCUCUUUGGCGCGCGCUCCAGCGCGUCGGCCGUAUGGGUCGCCAACGCCUUACGCCUAGGAUCAGCAACAACAUCGCACGACACGGACAAGCUUCUCGGCGGCCUCCUCUCGGCCGACGGCUUCGACGACGAACGAUCUUGCCACAGCCGGUUCCAAUCCGCCAGGUACCGCCGGAACGCCGGCAAGCGUCCUUCCCCGUACCUCGUCAGCAAGCUGCGGCAGCACGAGGCCCUGCAAAGGCGCUGUGGCCCGGGCACCGACGCCUACAGCAACGCCCUGGAGCAGCUCGGGUCAGGGAAGAUGCAAAGCUACGACGGCGGCGAGUGCAGAUACCUGGUGUCCAUAUCCUACUCGUACCAAGGCCUCGGCAACCGGAUCCUGGCGGCCACGUCGGCGUUCCUGUACGCGGUGCUCACCGGCCGCGUGCUCCUCGUCGACCCCAGCAACCACAUGGGCGAGCUCUUCUGCGAGCCGUUCCCCAACGCGACGUGGCUGCUGCCGCCGGAUAGCUUCCCGCUCAAGGGCUACACCAACUUCAGCGUCGAGACCGCCGAGAGCUACGGGAACAUGCUCAAGAACAACAAGAUUAUCAAGACCGACGACGCGGCGAGGAUGCCGCCGCCGGCGUUCGUGUACAUCCAUCUCAACCACGACGCCAGCGGCGGCCUGGACAAACUGUUCUUCUGCGACGAGGACCAGAGGGCUCUCCGGGACAUCCAGUGGCUGCUGAUGAGGACGGACAACUACAUCGUGCCGGGCCUGUUCCUGCUCACGGGCUUCCAGGAGGAGCUCGGCAUGCUCUUCCCGGAGCCGGACACCGUGUUCCACCACCUCGGCCGGUACCUGCUCCACCCAAACAACCAUGUCUGGGCUCUGGUCACGCGGUACUACGACGCCUACCUGGCGACGGCGCGGCAGCGAGUCGGCAUCCAGGUGCGCGUCUUCGGCGCCGACCGGGAGUCGCCAGAGCUUCUGAAACAGAUCACCUCGUGCACGCGCAAGGAGAAUUUGCUUCCGGAGUUGCUCACCGCGGCAGAGCCGGAGACCGCCAACGCCGUCCCGGCGGCCGCACGAGGGCAGUCCAAAGCCGUUCUCGUCACCUCCCUCAAGUCCUGGUACUACGAGAAGCUCAAGAGCAUGUACUGGGAGCAAGGGACGGUGACCGGUGAGGCGGUGGGCGUGCACCAGCCGAGCCACGAGGAAUACCAGAGAUUCCGUGCCAAGUCGCACGACACCAGGGCGUGGGCCGAGAUGUACCUGCUGAGCCUCACCGAUGUGCUGGUCACUACCGGUGCUUCGACGUUCGGGUACGUGGCGCAAGGCCUUGGGGGCCUGACGCCGUGGGUGAUGUAUAAGCCGCCGGCUAACGGCUCAGUUGUGGCUGACCCACCGUGCGGACGGGGCGUGUCCAUGGAGCCGUGCUUCCACGAUCCGCCCGCCUACGACUGCAAGACCAAGAAGUGGGCAGACACCGGAAAGAUUGUGCCGCAUGUCCAGCAUUGCGAAGACGUCAGCUGGGGGUUGAAGCUUGUUCCUCGCAUCGCAUAGUUUCGCUUCAACGAGCUUCCACCGACACAAUCCAGCAAAGGUGGAUCGAUGUACAUCUCUGGGGACAAUUUUUCUAGGUCCAGCAGGACAUAUGGUCUAGGGUGCAAGCCAUGAGAUCUCUGCUUUCACCGACAGACGGUGAUAACAAUCAUAUUAAGAACUUCCAUUAGUCAUGUUAUUAAGUACGUACACAAGGCCUAGUAGGCAUAUAUAUACAGGCCACACACCUCCCAACUAUGAGAUCAAGCAGUAUGCUGCCGUAAUGUUUUUUCGCAUGGAAA
Messenger RNA from Brachypodium distachyon (stiff brome), 7121 nucleotides. Its product is annotated as galactoside 2-alpha-L-fucosyltransferase. Gene Ontology annotation, biological process: cell wall biogenesis; xyloglucan biosynthetic process. The coding region runs from base 5059 to 6840 and encodes 593 amino acids. The record is from RefSeq and is a predicted model, not a curated record. The transcript has 3 exons. Gene Ontology annotation, cellular component: Golgi apparatus; membrane. Gene Ontology annotation, molecular function: galactoside 2-alpha-L-fucosyltransferase activity. NCBI's taxonomy places the organism in Eukaryota, Viridiplantae, Streptophyta, Magnoliopsida, Poales, Poaceae.